This is a messenger RNA of Cinara cedri, 27666 nucleotides long. NCBI's taxonomy places the organism in Eukaryota, Metazoa, Arthropoda, Insecta, Hemiptera, Aphididae. The record is from the annotation of a GenBank genome assembly.
AUGAAAUUCGCAGAGCACUUGGCCGCACACAUUACUCCUGAGUGGAGAAAACAAUACAUCAGUUAUGAAGUAGGUCAUUUUACACAACGUCUUAAUGGGGAUGGUUUUUUUUUAUUUUUGACGCGGGCUGUAUUAAUGUGAAACAUUUCAUUCCAUAGGAAAUGAAAGAAAUGUUGUACGCGGCCAUUGAACAGGUACCAGCACCCGACCAAGUGGACGCAGAUUCAAUUUCGCGAUAUUAUGCCAAAUUUGACGAAAAAUUUUUCAGUUUUUGCGACAAAGAACUCGCUAAAAUCAACACAUUCUAUUCAGGUUUCAAACCGCAUUUAUGAUUUUGUUUGAUACCACCGGCCUUCUUUUUUUUUUUUUUUUCUAUUAUUAUGACAAAUUGAUUUCAUACGUUUUAUCACCUGUGCAUGUUACAAUCGCAUGACUAUUACCUAUCUACAAUAGAGUGUCCGUGUGUAAAUACUGGAUUAACAGUGUUAAUUAAGAUUUUAAUUUUUUGCACAAAAUGUUUCAAUUCAACACUCAUUUUUAAUCUAAUUCAUUUUUACUUCGAUAACCGUUAAUUAUGUUUUAGUGUAUAAAAUGGUAUAUUGUUUUUUGUUAUAGAAAUCAUAUAUGUCUACACUUUUGAAUUGAGUGAAGACAAUCUAAAAAUAAUUAUAAUUAUUAGUUUUACUUUUAUCUAUUUUUAUAAUUAUUAUAAUAGCAUGAACGAAUAGUAUAAUUAAUUUCAUUAAUAGAUAUUCUAAACUAUUAACUAGGUAAAGAAAAAACAAAAAAAAUAAUAAUAAUAUAAUACUAGUUACUUAUAGGUUAGUUGACCAAUUAAAAAAAGUAGCUACAUUUUAUGCGAUUUAAAACUAGUAAAUAAUAUACAACAUUAUAUUAAUAAAAUUAAAUAAAUAGGUAGAUAUAUUUAUUGAUUUAUUUUUAUAAUUUUUUUUUUUUUAUAAAUUUAAUCACUUCUUAUUAUUUAUUUCAUAUUGCUUGUUACCUAUUUCUUUAGUUACUUAUUUUUAAUUUAUUAGAAUAGUAAUAUUAUUUACACUAAAACUGACUAGAAAAUGUUAAAUAACAAUACGUUUAUUCAAUUAGGUUUCUAUUAAGUAAUAACUUGAAACAAAUAUUGUAAUACUGUUAAAUUGUAUUGCGUUUUCUUAAUCUAUUCUACAUUUUAAAUGUUUAUUUAAGUUGUUUAAAUUUUACUCACAGCAUGUAAAUCACAUUUGAACUAUUGUAAUUUACUAACUGAUUAAAAUUUAAACUUUAAAACACUCAAAUCUUGUUUGUAUAAUAAAUAACUCCAAACUUGUUAAAUGUUUCUACCUUUUUAAAUAGUGUAGUCAUAAGAUACUUAUAAAUACAUGAUAUGUAUAACUUUGUAUUAUACCUAUAGAAUUAUAUAUUCAUAAAGACGUACAUAAUACAAUACUAUCGUAAACUUUAAUUUAAAUUUUUUUAAAUAUAUUAUAUAGUUAUGAAUAAAAUAAGAAAAAUGGGAAUUUCGAAACAAAACUCGAGUUAAAUAUAAUAUAUAACUUUAAACAAAUUUACUUUUAUAAUUGUUUCGUAAAAUAUAGGAAGAGUGGAAUCCAUAUACAAAGUAACUUAAAUUAAUAUUUUUCAUGAUAAUAUUUAUUUAAACAAAUUUAAUACUCCUCAUAGGUAGGCGAAAAAUCUGUAUCUUUCAAAGUAUGACGUGUGAAAAUCUGAGCCUUUUUAAUAAACGAAAAAAAAAUGAUAUAUACAUAGAAAAACUACCCUACUCCCAUAGUCUAAAAAAAGUAAACAAAAAAUAUUGUGCUGCAAAAUUAAUAUUGUUUGAUAAUAUUUUAUAAAAAAAAAAAAAAAUACUUUUAUUAUUUAGAUUAGAGUAACAAAUUUGUAAUAGGUACCUCCUAGUUUUAUAAUGAGACCAUUGUAAAUAUUAUUUUCACUUGGUGCACUGACUUUUAUUGUAGAUGCUGCUGUAGAAAACUAACAUUACACAAUAUUCAACUAAAAGUGUAUACAUAUAGUUAUUUAUUUCCAAAAUUCAGAGACAUUAAUAAAUGUAUAUUGAUAUCAUUUUUGAAAUACCCCCUUAGGAUUUCAUUUGUCCCCUAACAAAUACAAUUGUCGACAAAAUAUAUUUAUUAAAUGUACAAUUUCAUAUAGAAAUGACCAAUGAAAAAAAGUGAGACCUUUAUCAGGAAAAUGUUUUGUAUUUAACACUGAUUGAUUUAUUGUGUACCUAAUUCUCAAAUCGGAAUCAAUCAGAAUAAAUAACAUCAAAAUGCAUAUAGGUACUAAUCCGAAGAUAUUUGUUGUUAGUUAUAGGUACCUAGGUACUCAUAUAAUGGUAAUGGGUAUUGGGUACACAUAGAUUAAAUGAUAAUGAUAUAUUAACGUAUUCUUGUAAAAUAGUAUUUUUUGGCCAAAAAUUAAAAUUAAGACAAACACAACCAUUGCGUGUAAUUUUGUAUUUUUAAAAUUGUAUAUACCUAUGCGAGUUAAUUUUAUUUUUUACAAAUACAAAUUUGAUGCCACGAAUCAUAUUGUUACCUAUACUUAAAGGAAAACGGCGUUAAAACAAAGAAGCCAGUGCGCAGCUAACGGUUGUUUAAAUUUAACGUAGGUACGUAUACCUACCAUAUUACCUAGGCAGGUGGGUAGAUAGGUAGGUAGGUAGGUAGUAAGUAAUAAUUUAUAUAAUAAGCUAGAAUAGAUAGAUAAUAAUAUUUUAUUUGUCCUUAGAAAUAUUGUUCUUAAAAAAUUUGAGUAUAACGAAUCAAGAGCAUAAAGAUAUUACAAUAUGUUAUUAAUAUCAACAAUUUCUGAAAAACUGGCAAGAUAUAAUGCUACUAUAUGUAUUUUUAAUCUAGAUGUAGAGACUUGUUGGCAAACAAACGUCCGUACGUAGGUGUAUUAUUUCUAUCGUUUGAUUCAAUUGAACAUUUUAAUAAUAUUUAAUAGUUAAAGCAAUUAAUUUUAAUUUAAUUUGUUUUAAAAUACAAAUUAAAUUACACGUGGAUGCACAGCCACACAUUGUAGCAGAGUAGGUAUAGGUAAAAUCAACUCAAACGAAUCUGCAUAAAUAAACCAUGAUUAGGACGCCCAUUAGUAUUAUAGCUAUCUAAGAACGGGUGACGCAUGCCUGGGCAGUUUUAACGAGUUUCGAAAAAAACGAAAAUUUAUCGACUUAAAAAUUAAAAUUCACUUUUAUAUAAAUUUAAAAACGGUGUACCAACGAUUAUUGGCGAUUAUUGGUCUUCCACGUCCUGUCUUUCCGUUGAUUCUUCCUUCGAUGGGUACCUGCUUAUAAAAACCUGGAAUCUGGAAGUAACAUUUUUGGAAUUUCGAUGAAAUCAUAGUUAUCUGUCGAUAAUUUUAUGCAUUUAAUGACUAUACCUAAUUCAAAUAUUUUCAGAUUUCGAUUUCCGUGAAAACCCGGAAAGUACAAUUUUGGAUUAUUGUCUUCCCAAAUAUUAAAUGUCCAAUCCACUUCUUUUCUUAUUUCUCUAAGCGUGUUCCUUAUGGUAGUGACUGAGUAGAUAUCUAUAUCUUACAAAUAACCUCUUGCUUUCUGCCAAUGAGAUACACACAGCUCUGAUUCUUCAGCACUACUUUUUUAUGGAUUCAAUUUUGGCUUUCUCAGUCAAGAGCUGUCGACUUGUCCACUUUAUCUAAUUGUAUAAACUUCAUGUCUUUGUGGUGAACAUUAUCUCAUUUCUGUGAAACCUUGUCUUGGUAUAUAAUUGAAUACUUGGACGAUAUACGACAUUAUUAUUAAAAUAAAAUAUUGUAUCUUAUACUAUUAUUUUAUUCGAUAACAUCGAUAACUUGCCCAUUACAUGUAAUAUAUUGUUAAAUAGAUAGCUCGCAUAUUAAAAUUAUUUAAUUGUAGACAUAAUAAAAAUGUAAUUACGUACAAAUAUCAAAAAAAUUUGUAAGUAUGAGUAAAUAAAUAAUGUUAUUAUAAUAGGGGCCCAUUAUUAUUAUUAUUAGUAGUAAUAACAGUAAAUAAUUACCCGAUUCACGAUGCGGUUAACAUUAUGAUAUAGGUAAUAAUUUCAUGGUUGGACUUGCGCGUUAAGGACAUUUUAGAAUUGAACACGUGUAGCUAUUUUGUUAUUUUAUUUUUAUCGUAUUUUUGUGUAAAAAAGUCCUCUAUAACUGAUAUAUUGAAAAAAUUAAAUUUGGAUAAUUUAAAAUGUAUUUGACUACCGUUUUUUUUUGUACACUGUCUACUACACUAUUUAUGUUUUGUAUCGCAUAGAUUUGCACAAACGUUCGUUUCGUAUUGUAUUAUUCAAUUAAUAUUAUUUCUAAUUCGCAUCAUGUUCAUAUAGUAAUUUAAAUUUGUAGACUUUAUAGUUUAUACCUAUAGUAAGUAUUGUUCUUUGGUAAAACAUUUAACAAAUUGAAAAACAUUUUAUACGAGAAUCGAAAAAAAAUACGUAAUCAAAUAUCACAAGGUUUAAUAAUAAAUAGGUUUUCUAAAAAUAAAAUAUUUUAGCGGCGUACCUGCCUAUAAAAAUGUAUCAGACGUUGCAAUGAAAUUGUGGUAAGUGGUACUCGGAGAAUCAUUGUUGGUCAAAUGAAAACGGACAAAUAUUAUCAGGGCUCGAAUUUUAUAGCAUUUGCUAACUAUUAUAGGAUGUAGAUACAAAUAGCAAAGUGAGCUUUACAUUUGUUUUAUGCACCAGGGACCUCAAAUAUGCAAUUUUAUAUUGUUAUUUUCUGCUACUAUUUAUAAUAUAAUGAUUUAUUUUGUAUUUUUCAUAAAUAGUAGAAAAAAUAUGUCAUUCAUGUGAAUCCACAAGAAAAAUACUUAGAGUUUCAUUUUAUAUUAUAAUCUAUUUUUAAGUAGCGAGGCGUAUUGACCCAUCGAACAGCCUACAUUUAUGACUUCUUAUCAGUAAGUUGUAUUUAUAUAUUAAAAAAAAAAAAAAAUUAAAAAUUAAAAUAAUAAACACAUUUUCUUUUUUGAUAUUUUUCAUGUUUUUAUGGCAUACUAUAGCGCUUAUUUUAAGACUUGUCAGGUCACAUCUAGCGCAUAUUUCGGUUAUUUUUAGUGCUAUAAAAUCCGAGCCUGGAUUAUUCGAUUAAAUGGUUCGCAGUCCGCAUACAUUGCAUAUAAAAGAGCGUUUAUAGACCAUAGGUACCAAUCAUAUGUAUAUAUAUAUACAUACUUAUUAGAAGUAGGUACAAUAUUGAUUUUAUUUUCUAGUUUUUUUUUUUUUUUUAAAUUCCAUUUCCUUAACAAUUUCUAAGGACUUUUGAGGACUCACAAAUGUUCAAAUACUAUGUAAUAUUUACUAUAUUUUAUUGUCGAUUGCUUAUCAUUAGGGCUGUGAAUUUGUAGGAAAGUGCAUUUUUUUUAGGUGAUUGUGAAACGCAGCUUUCUAAGUACAUAAUUUGAAUCAUGUAACAUCAAAUUCAUUUAUGAAAGUUUUAUUUCGCAUUUUACGACGUUUUUAAUUUCAAGGUCAUUUUUGGAUUUUCUAAUUAAUAUUUUCCCUUUUAUUUCAUUUUCCAGUAUUUUUAAUCAAAUUCGGUCAUUGACAUUUGUACACACAUAUUUUUUGUUUUAUACAGGCUGUAUAUACUUUAAAUUUAUAUUUUAUACAAGCUGUAUACAGGUUAGGUAAAGUAAUAAGGAUUUGAUAAAAAUAAGUUAGGAGCUAUAUAGGAGUUCUAUUUAAUAUAGAGUUGGACAAAGAAAACUCUAAACUUUCUUUUUUGAAAAUUCUAAAUAUUUGUGUAACUCAAAUUGAAUUAUUUGUGUUUAACAUAUUAUUAUAAUUCAUUUAUUACUUAUGUCCCUUAUACAUCCAAUAUUAAUAAAUUAUAUAUUCGGUUAUUAAAAUAAACCAACAGUUCUUGGAUCAUAUACAUUUGCCACCCCUAGGCUAUGGUCUCAUUCCUUUGUCACUCGUUAAACGCAGCUCUAUCGGUAGGUAGAUAACAUUGAAUAUUUAUUAUUUUUUUUUUGUUAAUAAUUACUCAUUUUCUGGCAUUUCUAAUAUCGAAUAUUCCGAUAUUUGAUACCGAUUUAAAACCGAAUCUGAUCUAAUAUUUGAAAUCGAAAACCGCUCAGUUAACAUUGAAAUUAUAACCGAUACAUCGGUUAAGAGCCCGAUUUUUCAAACGCUUUUUUCAUGUUCCAUGAGACAUUACAGAUAUUUUUCUCAGAAAAUGUCAGUUUUUAAAAACCCGAAGUUUUAUGUUUCAAUAUCCUUAAUAUACGGUAUCAGCGUGUGCCGUUGCUCCCCACUACGGAGCAUCACGAUUGCGCUCGUUUGACAUUUUUACCCUCGAAAAAAGCAACACGAUUUCGCUCCACAAAAUGUAGGUUGUCCUUUUUACCUAUCGCAAAUACAAAACGAUUGACGCUUUGCUAAAAAUUAUGAUCAUACAUGAUAUAACCAUUAUUGUUCCCAUAGGGUUUAUUACAUAUACGCCCUAUACUCUCAACAUUACUCACAAAUAAUUGAAAAAAAUGUAUAUGAUAUUAUUAUCGUGACUAGUUCAAAACCACGUAUGUGACUAAAACCGAAACAGCAAUAAAAAUUGUUUGAUUGUAUUUAUUUCAGUAAUUUGUGUAACUCAAAAUUUCACAAUUUUCUUACGGUACAUAUUACAUUAUUUUUAAAAAUGUUUUGAGUGUUUUGUUUCAAUAAUUUUACUUUACUUUUUGUAUCAUUGGUAUUAUCUUGUAUAAAACAUUAUGUGAAACAAUUUUUAGACCAGCCAUCAAUCGUGUUGUAUAGGUAUGCGGAGGGUAAAAAAGGACAGUACCUACCACUUUUUUUAACACCUAUUUUUUUGGAGCGCAAUUGUUUUUCGAUACUUUGCAGGUAAAAAUAUAAAACGGGCGCAAUCGUGUUACAUCCUCCCACCCUCACUACCUAUUAUUGCAAUUUUGUAAUGUUGCUUAAUAUCUGUUGCGUUAUAGAAAAAUUGGCAGAAGCGACCAGGAAAUUUGCUAAUCUUCAGAGUGAUUUGAGAGAGGCCCAAGAUGAAAAAAUCAAACCUAAAGACGCCAGCGGGAAUUUGAAGCCGGUAAGACGGAAAAUAUUGCGAAAAAACACGACGACGCGCAAAACGCAAGAAUUGAAAUUGGCGUUUAGCGAAUUCUAUUUGAGUUUGAUACUGUUGCAAAACUAUCAAAAUUUAAAUUACACCGGCUUUCGGAAGAUUAUGAAAAAACAUGACAAGGUAUGUGUCCGACGAAAAAUGACGGACGAAUUAUAAUAUAAUAAUAUGAUGUGUGUUUGAAUAAAUAAUUGAAAUGUUUAGCCGUCCCAAGGUAUAAAACUGCGGUUCGCGGUAUUGUGAAUUGAAUUACCCUUAACGUCUGACAGACUCACACGUUCGAUAUAAUAACAUUUAUCCGAAGUCUUAUUAGUGGUAAAGUUUAUGUUCCCGGGAAUUUUGAACAAAUUACCUCUUGAGUUCCUGUAAUUUAUACCAGGCCAUAGGAUUUAUUUGAUCAUCAUGCAGUGAAAUCGAAUUUAUUGUAAAAAUUACUGUAUUGUUCGAAUUGUGAAACGCAUUAACACGUCUAACGAGGCUAUGUUUUGAAUAUGUCAUAGUUAAUAAAGCGAUAGAUCCCAAUGGACGCUUGUAAAGUCGCCCCUACCCCUCACACGUUGUCCGAUUUUCAUAAAAUCUUCAUGAAUAUUUUGAAAAUGAUUUGCAAAUAUUUACAAAACUGUUUCAAGAAUUUGCAAACCAUUAUUUUGCACGUGAGAUCCUUCUUUAAGUAGCGGGGCAAAUUCAUGCGGCCCCUUCAUGUUGUCCGAUUUAAGCCAACCUUCGCGGAUAUUUCGCACAUAUUUUUACAAUAUUUGCAAAUUAUUAUUUUGUCCGAUUAUUCUACUUACUAGGUAAUAGGCGCUACAGCUACUGCCUCUAGAAUAUUAUUAUAUAGAUCAGAUCAAAACGAUUAAAUAAUGUGAUCUACGUCUUCCAUACGGUGCGAUUAUUCCUCGUCUAAAACAAUUUGAGUCGAGGAAACGCAGCUCUUUUAAAUACCUUAACUAGGUACGCAUUUAUCAUAUUUUUUGUUUUCUAAACAAUACAAAUAUAAAUAUCGGCGGGGGAAAGGGGGGAGUUGUAGAUAAAUAAGUUUAAUACGCUAACAGUACACCUACUUACCUAACGGACGAGUUUUGUCGCGUUUAAGUUGAUGUGUUCCGAAGGCGGUUCGGGAGGUCGUUGGAGAUCGGAAGUGGUGGAGAACGCGCAUUUCUACUGCAACAAAGACAUCGACCGACUGAUCAGCGAGACCGAGGCGACCGUCACUCAGGGAUUGGAGGGCGGAGAUCGGCAGAGGGCCAUGAAGAGGCUGCGAGUGCCACCGCUGGGCGAACAACAAUCGCCCUGGAUCACGUUUAAAGUGGGCCUGUUUUCCGGCGCUUUUGUCGUCAUGCUCUUGGCGGUCAUCAUUACUGGUGAGUAUAAGGGAGGUCGAUUUUAUCGCUUUUUAAUUUAUAACAUUGUGCCACCAGGGGAGGGUAGGUAGUGUUAUUGUUAAAUGGAAAUAUUUUUGAGGGUCUACCAAAAUGAAAAAGAAUUUGAUCGAUCAUUUCGCUCGCAUGUUAAACACAGCGAUUUACAGAACGUUAUUUACAUCUAUUAAAACGAUAAAAAUCUACAAGAUCCGCAAGCAAAUUGUUGGCUCUUCGCGGUAUUAUCGUAUUGUUAAAAAUAACAGUAAUAAUCAUUUUUAAUUUAAUCAUAUUUUAAUUAUUUAUCACCUAUUUUGUGAAUUUAUUUUAUUAUUUUGUACAAAAAAAAAAAAAAAAAAAAGGUAGAACCUGUUCCUAGAAGGGCCGAUGGAGCUGCUUUAUCCCCCGGUCUUGCUAGAUUGCAUAGGCUUCUUCGUGCCGCAAGACAAUAGGCGCAAGACGGAUUUAUCCGCGACGCGAAGCCAACAUGUGCACAUGUGCAAAUUCUCGUUUGACGGGCGGUGUCAGUACUUACCCGCCGAGGACGUAUCCGGCCAGAGCUUCGAAACACUACGGGUUCGGCUCUCUCCGCGUGGUUGAUCGGGGAGUUUUUCGCGCUCCGACCGUCAGGUCGCAUCGUGGGAUGUCCACGGUCAACCCACUUACCUCCGGCAACGGUGGUUGUGUUAUCAAACGCGUGUCGGUAGGCUCCUGUCUGCCUCCGCGAUUCGGACUGAUCAUCCAUCCGUCGGUGAUUGGGUGUCGGAACGUGCUCGACUUUUGACAUUUAUGAAAAGUAAUCCGGGUGGUACUCGAAGCCCCGGUGUCGGACCUCUUGCUCGGCGCAGAACGGGAACCCCGUCGCCGGCCGCAGACUCGCGCCGUGCUCGGCGUCGGGCGGUUGGCUUCGGGCGGGCUUGUGAAUUUCGUUGGACAGUGAUUAAAUAGCCAGCGGUCACCCACCCGACGGCCACCGAAUCUCGAGCAGACGGACGGCUAGGUGAUUCGGGGUGCGGAAGCUUGGGCCGCGUUUUGAUGCGUUGAUAUGCAUCCGGGGUUCGCCCUGAACCCCCGGGGCUCGUGAGUAGCUUAUAGCUACUCCUAUUAGCUCUAUUAGCUAAUAGACGGUCCCCGGUUGUACAGUUGCUGCAUUUAUGCACGGAUUGAAAACUAGGACCCCCUGCAGUCACAUUCGCCUGUUACACCGGUCUCGUUGACAUCGACAUAGACGAGGGCCUACUGGGAAAAUCCCUUUUUCCCUAUGGGCCUAUCCACCCCCGCGAGUGAACCUCUCGCACUCGAAUUUCGGACGGUUCUGUUUUUUCCCCAUAAUUAUACCUACCCCGGUGUUUCUUUGGCCCUGAUACCGGGUGCGUGCAGACGGCAAUAAUCGUUCGCUAGAUAUGAUAUUUCGGUACUUUGCACGGGCCGUCGCCGGAAUUUUUCAAUUUUACCGCUGUAAAAGUGUAACGUAUACGGCGUGUGAAAUUUGGUAAAUUUAUUGAAGUCUUUUUUUUUUUUUUUUUUUCACACGCGCAUUAUUGCGCACCAGGCAUUGCCCACGGAGAUACGAACACUGACUGGAGGGUGAUGGUCAGACUGUACAGGGGACCGCUGCUGCUGGUCAUAUUCCUGUUUCUCAUGGGCAUCAACGUGUACUGUUGGCGUUCGUCCGGCGUCAACCACGUGUUGAUAUUCGAACUCGAUCCCCGGAACCAUCUCACCGAACAGCACAUCAUGGAGCUGGCCACAGUUUUCGGCCUGGUGUGGGCCGGUUCGGCACUGAUUUUCCUGUACAGCGAGGCACUGCACAUACCGCCGUACAUAAACCCGCUGAUCCUGGCCGUGCUCAUGAUAGCGUUCCUGUUCAAUCCCACGAAAACGCUACGGCACGACGCCCGUUUUUGGGUGCUGCGCGUGACGGUAAGUAUCGCAUUUAUUUUAUUCGCUUAGCCGCCCUGAGUUUUAACGAAUUCAUACUACCGCGUUGAUUUAUAUAGGAUGACGUCAGCGUGAAUACGUUUUUGAAAAGAAAAACCUCGCUUCGCAAAAUCGUUUCGCCUGUGAUUUUGCCGAAUAGGCCAUCGGCAUAAUUGUAUUCUUGCGGUGAUUUUUACUGGCUUACACCGUAACGAAACCAACGUUAAAAACGUCUACAGUAUUACUUCCCCUAUCUUGUAUGACAGCCGUACUCCCAACGUCUGUCCCGCUCGGAUCGCGGCCUAAAACGUAUAAAGUCUAGUCGGAUUUAUGGAUUUAGCGUAAAACGACUUUUUCCUCCCCUUUGAGCCGUGAAUCGGGCUGAUAGUGUAAAACGUCCCACUGCGAUAAUUACAACUAGAUACAAAAUUUUAUCGGAAAUAUUAUACACGUAUUUUGUCAUUAAAAAAAAAAAAAAACCCCGGAUUUUUCGAGCGUAUAAAUAAUUAAUAUGUCGCCAACACCUCAGAAUCUGGCUUGUUACUCUGAAAUCAGUGGCCCUAAAAUCAUUUUGAACGUCGAAGGCACAUCGAUAGGAUUCCUGUUUUGCGUAAACCAUUUUCGCGAUUACACUUUGAUAAUCGUUCACUUGUGACACGAGACCACUUUUACAUUUAUCCGAAAGGCAGAUUGAAUAUUCGAGUAAGUCGAUCGAUUUGUCGAAUUGUCAACAAUUAAUCGUUAAAAUAGCCUACACACGGCCCCUUAAAAUAAUAUAUUGGGGGGCGUGGGACGUUUUAAUAUUAUUUCGAUUUUUCCGUUCGUUCGGGUUUCGCGAUAAAUCGUAAUGCCGUUAAUGCGAUGGACGUAUAAUAUGCCCGCGUCGGAUACUCACACUCGUAAGUCGGGUGAACGAACCACGGCACUAUGUUACGAUAUUAUGCGCUUGCUGUAUAACAGAAUAUUUUACCGAACGUCAUCGUUAAUGAUGAUCAUCUGACGCAUCGUGCGAUAAAAUCUAAAUGAAAUUCCGAUAGAAAACGACGACGGCGACACGAUUCAUUAAAUCAUUUACAGAGUAGUAUUUUUAGAUUCUCGUAUAAUAAUAUUCUAAUUAGGCGGGUAUUGUACAUUUUCGUUGAUACCGCUGUAUUGAGAAUUCGUAUACGAUUAUAACGAUGUAUUUAUGAUGCGUUCUUUUAGUUCCGCAGUAAUAUUGUCGAUUAUCGUAUAUGUUAACGACCGAAAAAAGUUCAAAUGUUUAAUGUCGUCCGCGUGUAUCUCGGUAUGAUGGUAUUCUUAAGUGUCCAGUACAGUCCGGUGUUCGGAAAGAAUGCGCUCAUUGAAUUUACUUCCUUCAUUGUAGAGAAGUCCGAUUUUAUGAUCGCAAUUAUCUACGGAUUCAUUAAUUUUACGUCGGAAUGACUGGGUCGCGGCGACGAUUGGCCAGAAACCGACCGCAAUUCUGACGACGAAUGAAAUUGUUCCGGAUUUAUUGCGUAUAAUCAUUGACUUGUACAUCUACAUCCCGAGGACACGCGAGGCGUUGGAUUACGAUAGAUUGAAUUAUGUAAAGCCUGGCGUGAGGAAAAGCAAAUUUGUGCUUCGAGGACAGCCAAUUAAAACACUCCAAUUAUUAUCUCACGUGUUUCUGUUCUCAAAAUGAAACUCCACCCACCGGGAUGCGUUUUUAUGCUGAAUAACGUUCUGUAUGUUCUGUAAGUCUAUGCGUAUAAUAUUGUACCGUCUGGACAAUGGAGAAUAAUGGACUAGCCACGGUGAUCCGGUUAUCGAAAUAGUUACAGAUGCACAACUGUGUAGGGUUCUAAAAUUGCAUGACAUUUAUAUUUUUGAAAAAAUUCAUAAGAGUUUCGUGAAAUAUUUUAUUUUGACGGAAAGGUCAAAAAACAAAACUAUACAAUUUAUUUUAGAUUCGGAGAGUAGCGGGUAAUAUAUUGGUUUUACAAUGAUGUUUAUUUAUUGUUAUUUUUCUUAAAUCUGCAAACAACUUUUCUACCCGAAUUCUUGCUUUGAUUUCAAAUGUAGUACUUUUUCUGACAUGUUAUUUAGGUAGUACUUACUAGGAAAUCCAUUUUUUUGAUUUUCCGUGUGGUUUUUCUAAUAAUUGAGAAAUACCAGGAAAAUGUACGCACAUGUAUAAAAGAAAUUUCGCUCCGAAUCGUUUUUCAUUUGCAAUGGUUUAUCAUUGCGUACAGAUAUAAAUUAAAUUUCUCUCUGUAUUCUACCUUUCCAAAUUCUCACCUACAACAUUGGUCCACCCAUCGUGUAAAAUGCGUUCAUAAUUUUUAAUCUAAAACUCAAAUAGCAACGACGGUAAACAUUUACUUAAAGCACUGGUCCUAAAUCGUAGCCCGUGGCUUUUUAAAAACUGUUAAUAACAGAAUUGAAAACAUCUAGAAUUAAUAAUAGCCUUAACGAAUAUUGAUGAAAGUGAAUACGGAUGCAUGUAAUAAGGAAUUAUGAAUGUAAAUCCAUUAAAUUUUUAAGCUCAAGACUGUGAAUGGGAACGCAUUCGUUUGCAUUAAUUUUACAUUUUGUGUGUUUUAGGUACGCAUAAUAUUCGCCCCGUUCUUCUACGUGGGAUUCGCCGACUUUUGGCUGGCCGACCAGCUGACGAGUCUGGUGCCGGCGUUACUGGACUUUCAAUAUCUCGUGUGUUUCUAUUUGACCAACGACAAGUGGAUGUCGAAUAAAAGUAAAUUUCUCGUUUGCGAUGCACACAAUUAUAAUUUCUACGGUAUUGAGGGAAUCUGAAACGGAACAGAAAUUCUCUUUUAGUACCUAUCUAACAAAUCGGAGUUUAUUAUCGAUUCAUUUUCUCCAUUCGCUCGUGAACGGAGAAUGUCCUAAGGUUGUUAUAUAAAACAAUAUUGGAAUACUUGAGGUUAUGUUCAAAGAAUUAUUUUUUUUAUCAGGUGUAUGAGAGAACUCCCAUCUAAUUAGUUUCUUAUCGCAUUCCAUCACCGCCGGGGUUAGCGAUAGUGAUAGCCUUAAGUGCCGUUUGUAUGUGUUCUGAAACGUUAAGUUAUGAUGCCGUUAUGCCGUUUUGAGUUGUGCUGUUUGUAUUUUAGGAGUGGGAUAUAUGGUACUUACCAUACCUAUUUUUACAAGUAGUUAUUUUCUUUACGAUAGUAAAUAUUCGUUUUUAUUUUUCAAAAAAUUUCGUUUACAGACAAUCUCUUAAACAUCACAGGGUAGUUUGAGACAUUGAGACGUGCUCCUAGAAUCUUAGAUUAUAUCUUUUAAUAUAAUGAGGGUGACGAAAACAUAUAUUAUCUUGUCACAGCCAUCGACAUCGACGGGAGCAAGUGCGUAGAGCGCGUGUGGCUGCUGCGGCCGUUCGUUGCUUGUUUGCCUGCGUGGUUUCGGUUUAUGCAGUGCCUAAGACGUUACCGGGACUCUCGGGAGACAUUCCCGCAUCUGGCCAACGCCGCCAAGUACGCAACCACUUUCUUCGUGAUAACGUUCUCAUUUCUGAACCUCCAGUACGCGAGUAAGUGAAACAUAAUACUUAAUAUAAUUAUCUUUGAUCCCAGAGAAGAAAAGCUCAAGUCUAUUAUGUAUAGUUUUCAAUACAAGCAAAUUACAUGUUGAGAACUUUUAAAUAGCAUAGUGGACAAAAUGCUAAAUGGGUGAAUAAUUCCUGCAUCAUUGAUUAAAUAUACUGGUCGUUCUUUCUAUUGAGAUAUUUAUAGUACUAAUUUUAUGUUUCUAUUUUAUCCAUUGACUUGGACUAUCUAUGUAUAUUUAAUCAAUGCCUGUAUAAUACAUAUUAUGACUUAUAACUUUUUUGCCAAACAAAAAUUACAUCAAAGUGGCUUACAAUAUUUACAUUUUUAGUAUAACACUAUAACACACAUAUUAGGAUAUUCACACAUUCAUAAUAAAGUAAUUUAAGUAAAUAAAAAAAAAAACACCCCGGAGAGAAUAUUUAUUUAAAUUUAUAAAUGAGAAGUAUUUCUUUCUUGUUUGAAUCAAAGUAUUUCCAAGAUCCGGAAUCAUCUUUACGUCUUUAAUUUUUAUAUUUGUACUUAUUUAUACUUAAGAAUUAUGGAUAUUUUGAUCGCUCCCCUCUCAAUGGCGCGCUUGGCAGAACUUCUAUAAAAUAAAGUAUUUGAGAAAAGGUAACAUUACAUUUUUGAAAUCAUAAACCAAGGUUACACUGAUACUUGUGUCAUCGUUAUGUAUAUUAUAACAAACCAAAAAUACUAACUUUCUUAUACAUAUUUUUAAUUACCUAAAUGGACAAAAUAAAAACCAUACACAUAUAUUUAAGAAAAAAAGAUUCUUUGUUAACUUCAACCCUUUGAUGGAAAAUCGGGCAUACUCGGUUUUAAAUAUUUUAAAAUAAUUAAACUGCUCUCCUGUAAAAUUUAGUGUUUAAGACACAUUAUUUUUGGGUUCUUAACUACUGAUAUGCAAUAUGCAGAGCAGACCAGUGGUGGUUCUGCCAUUAAAUUUUUGAGGAGGCAAUAACUUGGUAGUUGGUACCGUUCUAAAUAUAUUGUUUAGUAAAUAUAUUUUUUCUUUCAAAACCUGCUUCACUUUCACUAUUUAUUGUAAUUAACAGAAACUAGUAAGUUACUAUUAUUUGUUAAAUUUUCUUCGAGAUAUUUAUUUUUUAAGAAAAUGACUUAUCAAAAAACUUUUUGGAAUCAUGUGUUCGAAAAUGUUACUUUGCCCUUAUUUCUAUCGCUAGGAGCGGUUCUAGAAUUCGAAUUUCACGUGAGCACCUUUAAAAAUUCCAGGAAGGGAACGAUAGAUUGAUCGAAAAUUAGCAUUAGAUAUACAGACUAAAGUACUUAAGUACAAGUACAUAAUAAUAAGAAUUGUAGGUAUACAUAGUGGUGCGAAGAAGCUUAUGGUUUUACAAAGAUGUUUAUUUUAUUUUUUUUUAUGUGCGCAACUAUAAGCGUUCGAAUGAUUAUUUCAAUUCAGCCGCUGAACCAAGGCCGCCAACGAAGGUGACGGUUAUUGUAGUCUCCACAGAGAAUCACUCAUGCGAUUACUCUGUUUAUAUCACGAAAUUCUACGAGAAACAACGAUUUCUAUCGACUAUCAGAAUCAAUAGUGUUUUCGAAAUUCCGGAUUAUUUUUGCACGUGACAUUCCGGAAAUUUCUGGUCCGAGGUAUAUAAGCGUCUGCGUAUUUUUGUUUUUCGGGUUUUUACUGUCCAGAAUAUUUUGGUCUGAGCAUUUAUUUUUCUGGUUGUUUACAAUCCGUACGUUUAUAGAGUUUCGUAUUCCGGAUUUUUACAGUCCGCUGUUUUCUUGCCCGUCAAUUUACAUUUCAGAAUUUUACAGUUCGUACGAUUUUUUUUUUGGAACUUUCUAACCAUCCAUUUUUAUAUUUUUUUGUUAUGCAAAUCACCUACAGUACAUUUCAUGAAACUAGCGACUCCGCAGUGGCGCUUCCGGUGGUAGAUUUUCGUGAGGGUUUCGUAAACGUGUGACUAAAAAAGCGCGGUAAUUUAAAAUGUGUUAUAAUUAUUGUAAAUAUUAAUGUUAAAAUAUCAAAAGAAAAUGUAUAUUUUAGUAUAUUAUAAUAAAUAAUAUAAUGUAUAAUAAAAUAUAUUAUACAAUAAAUAAAAUAAUUACUUUUAUUCAUAUUUUUUAAAAACCGUGCAGUAUUCCAAAUUGCUGCGUAUUGUGUGCAAUUUUGAGAAACCGUGAAACACCAACAUUUUACCACCGGAAGCGCCACUGCGGAGUCGCUAGUUUCGUGAAACGUACUGUAGUUGGUAAAAUUGAUUCUCCUAUUCUUUUCUCCCUUAUUAAUUUUAAAGUCCUAUCUCGAUUCACUUGAUUCCAUACUCAAAUCCAUAUUCCCCGUUCAUUUUCUAACUUUCUUGAAAACUCACCCAUCAACCGUAUAAUGCAGACCGCUAACUGUAUUCUCCCUUCCUUUUAUACUUAAUUUUCAAUGUUAGUACCUUGUCCCGUAUUAAAUAUAAAUAAAUAAAUAAAUAAAUAUGGAAUUCUGAUAAGUGCAGUCAAUCAUUCGAUAUUAAUUUGCCGUAGCUCGUAGGCAGCAUCAGUAUUACACAAAUAUAGAUAAUAAAAUUAUUAUCUAUACCUGUGGCAGUAUAUAAAUGCACGUAUAAUGUAUAUACCCAUACAUGUUUAUGAAAAUAUUUUCCAUAACAAGCUCCUUAUCUAAAUAUUUACAAACAAGUGGCUUAUAUUUUUUAAAAUGUCAACAAAUGGUUGAAGGUACUAUCAAAUAGAAAAACUCCGACGAGAUAUGGAAAAUUUAAAAAUGUUCAUAGAAAUGUACAGUGCAUAAUAAUUGAUUUAGAGAUUAAAAAUACUGAAGAUAAACAAAUUAAGAAAGAUUUAGAAAUGUGUAAUAUUCUAGACUGGUUUUAAAAUAAACGUGUUGGAAGAAAAAAAAAAAUAGCUGAUAUUGGAGACGGGUGCAGCUACUGUUGUAGGUGAGAAGUUAGAUACAUUAAAAAAACGCAGGAUACAUAAAGUUAUAUGAUUUAUAUCUGUACUCAAAGAUAAACUAUUUCUAACGAAAAACAAUUCGGAGCGAAGUUCGGUAGGAAAUAAAAACUAAUGCAUUCAAACUCAAAUUUUUUUUAAAAUCACUAAGUACAACUUACAAUGUACCUUGUGAACAUUUUGCAAACAUUUCUUUUAAGUCGUUUAAUUUUAAUAAAGAUGUCAAAUAAAAAUAUAUUGUCUAAAAACAAGAAAAUAUCAAAUACCUAUAAAUAGCUUACAAAUAUUCAGAAUGUUUUGGAAAUGUUAUCACGUCUACUUAAAAUUGUUGGUAACGAAUUAACUUUUAAUUGUAUCAUACAUAGCGUUGUUUGGAAAGUCCCUUUUAAAAAUGGUUUCGUUCUCGUUUCUCAUUCCUACUUUGAAAAAGGCACGCGUUCCCGUUCCUCGUAUUUUUUUUCAUUUUUCGUUUCUUAAAAAGAAUUUUGUUCCUAUAACUGAUCUUUGCUAUUUUUUUUUUUUUUUUUUUUUUUAAUACCUAACCCAANUUCUAUUAAUUUUUUUAAAUUCUUUCUAUGAAAAUAUCAUAAACUAAUUUGCUUUGGAAAUAUACACAUAUUUAAUAUUAAAGGUUUUUAUGAGUUUUUCAUUAGUCACUAGUGUAAAUACUAAAUUUUCGUAAAAAAAAAAAAUAAAAAUAAAUUGUAGUGUGAAUUAAUAAAGACUAUCAAAAUCGGAAACUAUUUUUACUCCUUAGAAAUUAUUUAAUUUGUUUUUAUCGUUUUAUGAAUUUUUUUUUCUAUAAUAGGAGGAACGGAAAUUGGCGUUUAUGUUCCUCACAAAUAGGAACUCUUUCCCUUUUCUUGUUCUUGUAUUUUAAACGCGCUUCUUUCCAACAUAUGUAUAAGUGCUUACUAUAUCUUAAACGGUACCUAUAGGCAAUUAUAAUACAAACAAAAUGUUUAAACAGACCUAAACAAACUUAAGUUUUGCCGUCUUUUACAUGUGAAACACUACAUUAAACAGGUUAUUUUUGUAGAUAAAUAAUAUUAUAAUAAACUUAAUUUCGUUUUAUCGGUAAAAUAUGAUUAUGCUAGUUAAAAUGGAAAUGAUAACGAACGCGAAGUCGAUAAAAAACUGUUGGGAGGACACCGCAACUUGCCAUAAGCGUAGCACGCACGUUUAUAUUAUUUGCCUGAUUACUCCGACCGAAUAUUAUAUUUUAUACAAUUUGUUUUAUAAAUUAUUAUUUUUUAUAAUAAAAUAAUAAUGUAAAAACAAAAUUAUUAAAACGGUUAAUACUCGUAAAUAAAUAUAGAAAUAAACAAUUUAAACAAUUUUUAUUAUUUUUGAAAUUUUGAACCCUGCUAAGUGGUAACUUUCCGAUAUCGAUUUGUAGUAGCCCAUAGGCAGUAUCAGCAGUGCACACAUUUAGAUGAUAAAUUACUAUCGAAAUCUGCGGCACGUAUAUACCCAUACAUGUUUAUGAAAAUAUUUUCCAUAACAAGCUCUUUAUCUAAAUAUUUAUAAACAAGUGGCUUAGAUUUAUUAAAAUGUCAACAAAUGGUUGAAGGUUCUAUAAAACAAAUAGAAAAACUCCAGCAAGAUAUGGAAAAUACAAAAAUGGCACAUGAUAAGUUCAUAGAAAAGACACAAUGCAUAAUAAUUGAUAUAGAGGUUGAAAAUAUCGAAUAUGAUAAAAUUAAGAAAGAUUUAGAAGUGUGUGCCAAGACCAGUUUAAACGUAAACCUAUACAAUACCUAUAAAUAGCCUAAAAAUAGAAUGUUUUGAAAAUGUUACCAUGUUUACAAAAGGCCAACAUGAGUGUUUUAUGAAAAUUAAAAGGUCUGUACACUAGUUUUUAACCGAAUAGUAAAAGAAAACCCAAAUACCUUAUACUUUGCAUUAUUUUUUACGUUUGUUCCCGAUUUUUGGAAACUAUUAGGAAAACUAUACGGAAAAUCAAACGACUUUCUUACUUACAAAGUAGACGAAAUUUUCUUUAAGAAAGUAUUCUAUUCUUGAAUAUUGGACGAAAAUUACCAAUGGAAUAGUAUAAUCUUAAACAUUUUAAUCGUUGUGCUGUAAUUUGAAAAAAAAAAAGUAUUUUUUGUCUUUUUGGUUUUUCUCUAAUUAAAUUGAAAACUACUUUAGGUAUAAAUGACUUUCUCUAUCAGUUGUUAGAUAUUAAUUGGAUCAGAAUCGAUCUUUAGUCAUUUUUCAUUGGAGCAAAAUUUUCGGUACACUAAAUCAUUUGCAACAAUUAAAAUAUCUAAACUGGGACGCCAAGUUGCUGUAAAUAUUAAUAAAUUUUAAUUUUUUGGUGUUUCACAAUUGUUCUGAAAACUACUUAGUAUAUUAAAAAACGUCUUGCUUUAUCAGUGGCUAUAUAUUAAAAGGAACAAAUCAAUUUUUGUCAUUUUUCGAUUGGAGCAAUUUGUAGUAGAAAACAUAUUUUGUAAAAAUUAAAAACAAUGAAAUCAGUAACACCGCGGCGCGUAGUAAAUAUUUUCCGUUUUACCAAUAAUGUUCUUUCAGCCUUUUGCCAAUUACUUAGAAAACCCCUUAGAUAAUCAAAAUAAAACAAAAUUACCUUACAGAAAAUACAUUAAGUUUAUUGUAAAACGCCUAACCAUUAUAGUAUUGUUAUUUUUUUCGUAGUAUGUAAGCACUAGAAUAUGUACACUGUUAUGCCAUUUUUAUUCUACAUUUUUGGCAUUUUUUGCACCUUUUUUUUUUUCACAUUUCAACGACAUAAUGGUUUUUCAAUGUUCGUACGCCGUUUUUCGCGUAACGAAAUAAUUUUUUUUAGAUUAGAUCAUUUUUUUAUUUUUUCUAACUUUGGCACAGCUCUAUUAUUUUUUUAAAAUAUUAAUUUGCUCGGUUAUUGACCAUGAUUGUUUUAAACAAAGUUAAUUAUGCGCUUAUUCGCGGUUAUCGAAUCAUUUUUUUUUUUAAAUUCACAAGCUAUGCGGUUAAAUUAAAAAAAAAUGCUAUUUUUAUUAUCUAUCCUCUGACUCGUGGAUUGAAAAAACAAAACAAAAGAAUAUUGUAUAUCGAUUAAUAUAAAACAUAAAAAAUAAAAAAAUCAUUGAUUUGUCCCAAUGUAAAAUUAUAAUGUUCUUUACAACGAACAAUACUUGGAUUUUUUUGGACCACAAAAUAACUGAAAAAAUCAAUUAUCGUUAUAUUAUUCGUUUUUAUUGUUACAUUCGUUUUUUUCAUGAAAAUUUUCAGUAAAGUUUUGGGUAUCAAUAUUUACAUCAAGUUUGGGUAUCAAGUUUACAUAACAUGUCUUUGGUUUCAGGAAAGAAGGCUUUACUUUUUGGAAUUUUUGUUUAUAAUUUUUCCGCAUGCAAUUUAUUUUUUCAAAACAGCCAAGUGUAUAUAUUAUACAUAUAUACUCGUAACACACGUUAUACUGCAAAUUAAAAUAUCACAAGUCGAUGUACUUUUUGUUUGGUAAAAUUUCAAAGAAUUAUACGACCUAAGCCAUUUAUAAGAACGUUGGAUUCGGGUCAUUAUGUAAUUUGGCAAUUAUAAAAAUUGAAUUUGCCCGUAUUGAAGUCUACAAAUAAUUAACUCAAGCCAUUCUACCCAGGCGCCAAAGAUAAUACACUGAAAAUCGCUAAUACUAUUGAGCUAACGUUAUGUUUGUCGAAUUUUGUUUUGUUCACCUAUAGAGAUACACCCCAAAGAAGACUCGAACAUGUUUUUUUACCUAUGGAUAUCGGCGUCCGUGUUCAGUUCGCUGUAUUCCUAUAUCUGGGACAUAAAAAUGGACUGGGGACUUUUCGACCGUAACGCCGGAGAGAACAAAUUCCUCCGCGAAGAGAUCGUGUAUUCUUCGACGGUAAGGAUUGUGCCGACAAAUCGCACGCGAGCAAAAACAAUAACUGUAGUAUAGAAAAAAAUGUCCACUACUAUAAAUACGUAAUUUUUAACAUUAUCGAUUGUUGUAAUUUCAAUAUUUCAAUAUUUUAGUUGCUUAACGCAGUGCUGACGUGGCACUUUAUUAUUGUUAUUAUUAUUAUUUUUUUUUUCGGUUGAAACAGUUUCAAUAUAAAGUUGUGAAAAACCGCAUCCUAAAAUUCCAGAAUAAUCAAGAGCUAUUAUUAAAAAAGGCUAUUAAGACGUUCCUGUUUGUUUCGUUAACACACGUGUAAUGAAUGAUGAUUGAUUACUAAACAUAUACUCACCCCUCCCAUGUAAUUUGGCUUUGAAGCGUCUACUUUUUAUAAGGAUACACGUUUACGCCGCUACUGGUUCGAACAAUUUUAAAUUUCACAUUUAUAUUAAUCGGCGGCAUGAGACCGUUUUCCGCUGGCGAUUAUUAUGGCUAUUAUUGGAUAUCGAAAAGUUAUUGGCGCCUGCGGAAAUUAUCUAUAUAGUUUCUAUACUUUUCAGAUUAGCACUAAAAUUUUGAAAAAAAUAUAAUUUCUCUUAUGAUAACGGUUUUUCAGGUGUUAUACUUACCUAAUAUUAUUGAUUUAUUUCCAGGCGUUUUAUUACAUCGCGAUCGUCGAAGAUUUUGUUUUGCGUUUCGGCUGGGCACUGUCAAUGUCGCUGACCGAAAUGGGUUACGUUCAUGGCGAUCUGAUGGUAUCCAUUUUGUCACCUCUUGAAGUAAUGAGGUUAGUUCAUCGCGCGCUUAGUGUCAAAACACGUACCCAUAGAUUUUAUUUAGGCUACGGUUUAAUUUUUUUUUUUUCCUUUUAAUUAUAAUUAAUGUACGCGCUAUGCUAAAUGCGACAGUUUGAUUUCCUUUUACGGUCAAACCGUUUUCGUUAAUGUAUAGGUAUUCACAUUCCUCAAGUUUCGUAGUAUAGCAGCUGCAGGUAAUCUAUUAUUUUUGGUUUAAAAUGCGAUUAAUUGAGAAGUACGCGGGUCCGUCCGAAUUCGGUAUAUCGAUACUUACAAUUCGUCCACUUCUAUUCAGAUUAAUAGGCUAUAGGUAUUACUUAUACGCGGCCAUCCAUAAACAUUGAACAAAUAUCAAAUUAAUUGGUUCGAGCCGUUUAUGUACAUUUUGUCCAACAAAGUCGACUAAUGUGUUCAACUAUCUACCUGUGUGCGCAUAAGACGGUCAUUUUGCCGCGAUCAAGCGAUUAUCUACGAAGACUGACUAAAGUAGAUUUCGAAUUUUUUUAAUUAUCAUGUAUGGAAUCUCGUUUAAUGAUAUUAUAUUUACGAUGUUUUCAAAAUAAUUCAAUUCGUAUUCGGCUGUGACACCAGUUAAACGUUUGAUUUCCAAAUAGUUUUAUCGAUCCGAAAAGACAAUAUUAUAUUUCUAAACAUUUCGAUGGGCACAAUUUAAAUUACAGCAGGAGGAGCAAAGAGAGUUCAUUAUUCGUCGUCUAUCGUGAAUAAGUAACUCGCAUUUCAUCCUGCAUACCUAAAUGCUAAUCGAUUUUUUUUUCUAAUAUUAUCAUAAAAAACAAUUGAAAUAUUGAAGACAUUUUAUAAACGUAUUCGUAUUAGGUACCUGUAUUACGUAUUUUUGGAAAUCAUUGAUACACGAUACACAGUUAAGGUCUAACCUAUACGUACGUCUUUAGGGAGCCAAUUAAGUUUAACAAACUUAUUAACAUUGUGCGGCCGUGAUCGGAGGUGUUUUGAGUACUUAUCUACCUACCAGAAUUAUUAUUUCCUUAACGAAUUAACGGAUAUUUCCUUAACGAAUUAUCCGGUACGUAUUUAUAUUUUUACCGAGUCGUACGUUAUUUUUACAUUUAUUUCGGAUUGUAUUUUGAUUUCCAGGGUUUUUAUGGUAUAAGUAUCAUUACGUAACCGAGAAAAUAUACGAAAUUAAGGAUUUUUUUUUUUAUCAGUUUAUUUACAUUUAUCAUAUAUUAACUAAAUAAAAAAUAAAAUGUUAUAUUACAUCAAAUACCGUUUUUUGUUCCGGUUCAGCAGUCCAUUACGGUUUUUACGCAAACAAAUACUCAUCUUGUCGUUUGUUUCGAAUAGAUACCGAUGACUUUGACAUCCACGUAUCACUAACCAUUGAGCUGAUUAAAGCAUUUAAAUUGACACCAAUUUAAUUAGUUACGUUUAAACUAUUUCGCAUAUUAUUUAAUCUUGAUGUGUUUUACAUACAAGCGUAGGCAUAAAAUACCUAAUUAUUAUUUGCACGCGUUGACCAGGCGUGGUUUAUACCGUUCAGUCGGUUAUUUUUAUCUUGUAUAUUAAACCGUAUAAGAAAUUUUUGAGAAAGAGAGUAAGAGGUGCAAAUAGAUUUUACAGAGAGAAAAAAAGGAAAUACAUAAACUAAUUACUACAGAAAACAGAGUAGAAUUGUAUUACUCAGGGAAAAGUUCGAACUUUUUUUACAACAAUUGAAAAGUACUAGUAAUUCAACCCAAAAUUAAAAGCCAUAAAAGACAAAACCAAUAAAAUACUGAUGAAUCCACAAAUGAAAGCAUCUAGAUGGUAAGAGUAUUUUGAAGAAUUGCUAAAUGAGGAGGUUCCAGAAACACCAAUACCAGCCUGAAAAGACCAAAGAGCGGAACAAAUAAUAGACGAUAUAAUAUUAGAUACAACUAUAAGAGAGCUUUUAACCGGCUCAAAAACUGGAAAGCCCCUGGGUAGAACGGGAUAGAAUUUUGAACUCAUUUACCUCGUACAGUCUGAAAUAACGAUAACUUAUAGUUUUAAUUUAUCAUGGUAGAGAUCUGGCGUUAAAAAAAAUCCAAGAAUUAGUACUAUAAAGGCACCAUCAAAAAUACAAGGUAAAAAAAAAGGGGGUUAAUUAAAAAAUUAAGAUUUUAGAUUAUUAUGAGAUAAAACAGCGCGUGAAUACAAAUGACGGCGAGCAUAAAUGUGAAGAUCUAAAAGAAUAGGUAUUAACAGAUAUAACAGAUAUCUAUUGCUAUUCAUUAAUUUGGAUAACCAAUUAAUUCAAUUGACGUAUCUAUAAGAAAGUUUUUAAUACGAUUAAAAAAAAAAAAUUGUAAUUAACGUACUGCUAUUAUUUUGUUUAAUUAAUAAAUCUGUGCAAUUGUAAUGGUUGAUCGUGAAUCUCAUAUAAUUCGCGUUAAAUUAGUCAAGUGUAAGGGCGUCCACAGGGGGGCCGGGAGCCCUGCUCCCACGGUCAUGAAUGAAAGUCUAGUAAUUUAGAUAUAAUUAUGUUUUUUUUUUUUUUUUACCUUAAUAAUUGGUAUAAUUUUGGAUCUUACCCGUUUCCCUGCUUGAAAUACAGUAUUGAUAAUCUACAGAAAAUCAAAGAAACAAGUAGCUCUACAAUUUUACAUCGGCGUUAUUUUUUGUCACUAUUAUUUUUGGGGAUUAAACCACUACUUACAUUUGAUUUUCAAAUACUUAUAUCAACCUACAUUACAAACUCCAUAAAUAGUUGGAGUCUACUUUAAUUAAACUUUGAUGUUGAUAUUUUUAAUCUUCAUAUACCCGUGGACGAGAUAUUCCACUUUUAAGCUGGCCGUUUUGUUGGUUGGGGGAGAGGAGUGGAGCUCUCUUCAAACGCUGAUUGUCAUACAAAUUAUGCUCCAUUACUUUCGUUCUGCCCAAAUUUAAAAGUGGAAUAUCUCAUAAAAGAUUUGACGAAAAUUACAAAAUGUUAACAUCAAAAUGUAUUUAAACUGAACCUUAAUUCAUUUAUGAAAUUUGUAUUAUAGGUAGCUAUUUGAACAUAAAAAGAGGGUAGUAGUUUUACUCCCUAAAAUAAGAGUGUUAAAAAAUAACGGGAAUGUAACAUUGUAGAACGGCUUGUCUCUUUUUUUUCAAAAAUCAAAUAUUGAAAAAAGUUAAUACUUUUCGAGGUAAUCUAAUUUGUAUACUAAAGCAAGUCACACCAGGAAAUUAUAAAUCCAUAAUUUUAGUCUGGAAAAUUAAAAUGUUUAUUUACGGUUUUUAAUUCAGAUUAUAACGACGGUUACUUUAAUUUAUGCCCAUAAUAAUGUGCAAUAACAAAUUUUAAAUUUAUUACUGCAUUAUACAUUAUACAAUUAUCAUCACAUCUAAAAUAGUCAUAAUUAUAUUGUAUAGUGUAUGAUGCGUAUGGGUCUCACAAUACAUUAUUUAAUGGGCAUCUUUUUAAUGUAUGCAUGUGUGUGCACUGUACAGUUUAAAAUCGUAUAUUCGUCCACUAUAUUGUAUUUUAUGCUGAUGUUAAAAUAAACUGCCAUUUGUAAUUUUUUCAUACGUUGGUACCUAUGACACGUCAAACGUCAAAAACUCAGAACCUAUAUGCGUAGGAAUGGCGCUGUAUAAAUUUCAUUAUAAAAGCACGUAAAUACAAUUUUUCAAGUGUUUAGGGGAGUACGUAUAGCGAUCAAAAAAAAAAAAAAAUAAAAAAUAAAAAAUAAUAAUGAAUCUGUAAGAAAAUUUAAUCGUUACUAUACGAUAAUGUUUCUGACGUAUAGGAUUGUUAUUCUCUGUAACGGUCGUGUUGUGGUUUUUUCUAAAAUUAUUAUUAUUAAAUCUGAGUACACACAUUUAUUACUGUGUUAUUAUCACGUGUAGGCAUGUAUAUGUAAUACAAUUUGUUAACCGUUUUCUAAGAAAAUGCGUACGAUUUAAUAGGAAACGGUAUAUUAGUGCAUUUUAUAUUACAUAUACAACUGCGUUACAUACCUUAUUCAUCAUUUUAUUGAAAAUCCGAUAUCCAGUUACGAUAAUAAAGGUAAAUUUUACGUAAACAUUUUUUUUUUUUUUCCAAAACUGUUUAAUAUCGGUUCCUACGUCAUGUCAUGAUUAUAAUCACUGAUUAGGCGCGUGCUACGCGCGUUAGCAUUAUAAUAAACACCGAAGAAAAAUACCAAUAAUAUUAUGUUUCGCGAUAUUAACAUUUACCUUCAGUAAAUCGCAUAACGAGCAAAUAAAUGCUAUUACGGAGUAACGAGUAUACUAAAAUCAAAACAGGUAUCACUCAAAUCGAAAAUUAUAAUAUACAAGGUAAUUAUCAGACCAGUCCUUUUAUAUGCGUGUGUGAAAUAUGGCCAACGACUAAAGGAGACGAAGACAAAUUAGCAAUACUCGAAAGAAGAAUAUUUGGGCCAAAAAUAAAUAACAUGACACGACAAUAUGAGAAAAGAAAUAAUAUAGAAAUACAACAAUUAUAUAAAGAGCCAGACAUAGUAGCAGUAUUAAAANUCUUAUGAAAGAGGUUUUAAAAUGGAAACCCCAGGGAAAAAGACCACUUGGCAGGCCGAAACAAAGGUGGAUUGACAAGGUGAAGAAGAAUUUAGCAGAGAUUGGAAUACGAGAUGGAGAAACAAUAGCACAGGACAGAGACAGAUGGAAGCAAGUUCGUGUUGCGGUAAUGGGCCUCAAUGGCCUUUAAAAAACCGAUGAAGAAGAAGAAGAAAUCGCAUAACGUUACGUAUUCGUUUUCGAAACGGUAGGCGUUUUCAAUGAACUCCACAUUGAUGAUUCACCAAAAUCACGGCUGUAUGGUAAAUUCCACACAACAUGUAUUUCUCGAUUUAAGUAUUUAAAAUCGUCGUAUAAGUACAUCGAAAUCGUCCAGGUGUAAAGUUAUAGAAAAAAAAAAAAAAAACGAAAUUUAUCGAGUAAAUAGAAGAUAUCGUUCUAUAGUAGCAUAUCAUUAAUAUUUAUAAACAUAAACUAACAGAAUUUUUUGUCGCGUCUAAUUGUUGUUUUAGAUUAAGAUCGAAUCUAGAAAUGUAUUACGGUAUUUAAUAGGUGCGGUGUUUUUUCUGUCUAUAAACAAUUUUUUCUUUUCUUUUUAUCAGGUUAUAAUCAGAUUAUCAACUUUUCCAUGGUAAUUUUUCUGAUAGACGAUUUCCUCUAUAGACAAUGCGUUGAGGGAGUAUUUUUUUUUUAAAUUUUUUUCGUUGUUUUUUUAAUAAUUGGGAAAAUUCGGUAAAAUUGUCGAACAGAAAUGAUUUAUUCGCUUUCGCUUUACAGUAUACAACUUACCUUCCCAACUUACCCGCGAGCAGUAUGCUCUGCAGUACGACGAUCGUAGUAAUCACGUACAAAAUGUGUACUGAUAACUUUAGAUUCUGAGUGGAGUGAAAAAGCUUACGAUGUUUAUUUUAUUUAUUAAUUUUUUUAUGGUCAACUUUUCUGUCAACAAUUUUGCUCCAAUUUAUAACGAUAGCAUUUUUUCUAAAAGGAAAUCUGACUAGGGAGAUACUUCCCGAGAGUUUUCUUAAUAAAUGGGAAAUCGAGAGAACGGGAAAAUAGAUACAGUAUUAAACAAACAUAACUAAAGAAAAUGUUUAAUACAUAUAUUCAAUUAUUUCACCAUAAUAUGACGUAUAUAUAUUGUUGAUAAAGCAACAUUAUUAACCGAACUCCGCUCAAAAUCGUUUUUUCGUUAGCAACGGUUAAUCGUUGCUUACAUAUGUACAUUAAAUUACCGUCUGUAUCCUACUUUCCCAACUUUUCACCUACGACGGUGGCUGCAUCCAUCCCCAGGACAACUUUUUUUUUUUUUUUUUUUUUUUAUCGCCACGCGUAUGUUUUAUUGGUUUGUGUUUUUGUGCUCCUUUGUAAAUACAGCGAACUAAAUAUAAUAAUCUAAUGUAUGCUUGCUUGUUUGUUUCUGCAGAAGGUUCGUGUGGAAUUUCUUCCGGCUGGAAAACGAACACCUGAACAAUUGCGGUCGGUUUCGGGCCGUCCGGGACAUAUCGGUGGCGCCAAUCGACAGUUCGGACCAGACGCACAUCCUGCGACUGAUGGACGAGCCGCUGAUGCCGCACGACCUGAACCGGAACAGGCGGAACAAGGCGGUGGGCAUCGGCAAGAAAAUACCCAACCUGACGUUCCAGCCGAGCCGGUCGGUCGACGAACAGGUGGCCUGUUCCGGCGACCGGCUCAUAUUGGCCAGCCUGGGCACGCGCUGA